GCCUUGCGUCUCGCACCCUCCUGGAGCGGAGGCCGACGGAGGGCGACGGGUCUCGGUUCAGGGUGCCGGGCAGCGGUCGGCCCGCCGCCCACGCGUGUUUCCGGCAGCGGGUGCGAGGCUGGGCCCCCCGCACACCCUGCCACCCGCCCGGCCACCUGGGAGGGCGGGGCAUCCUGCGGUUCCCCCUCCAGGCGCGCGGGGGCGCUAGAGGCGGCGGCCCGGGAAAGCGGCGGGCGACGCUCUGGCCCUGGGGACGCCGACGUGCGCUGGCCCCGCGGCUUAGUGCCCUUCCCGGAAGCGCGGGGUCACGUGGCAGGCGGGCGCUGCCGUGGAGACGCGGCGCGCUCUCCGGCGGGGCUGAGGGCCGGGUUCUGGAGUCCGGUUUCGCGGGCCUUCGCGGCGCGGAGUGGCUGCAGCGGCGCGAUGCUGUGCGCCCGGCGGCUGGGCGGCUUCGGGGCCGGGCUCCGGGUCCGGUGGGUCAGCACCAGCUGGUCCCCGGUGGGCGCCGCCUUCAACGUCCAGCCCCAGGGACGCCGCCUGGACCUGUUCGGCGAGCGCCGGGGCCUGUUUGGAGUUCCUGAGCUCAGCGCCCCAGAAGGAUUCCGUGUCGCCCAGGAGAAGGCCUUGAGGAAAACGGAGCAGCUGGUGGGCCGCGUGUGCUCCGCGCCGCCCGGGCCCCAGACCGUGCUCAUCUUUGACGAGCUCUCGGACUCCUUGUGCAGGGUGGCCGACUUGGCCGAUUUUGUGAAAAUCGCUCACCCCGAGGCAGCAUUCAGGGAGGCCGCGGAGGAAGCUUGCCGGAGCAUUGGCGCCAUGGUGGAGACGUUGAACACAAAUGUGGAAUUAUAUCAAAGUCUGCAAAAACUAUUAGCUGAUAAAAAACUUGUGGAUUCCCUUGAUCCAGAAACCAGGCGAGUGGCCGAACUGUUUAUGUUUGAUUUUGAAAUCAGUGGAAUCCAUCUAGACAGAGAAAAGCGUAAAAGAGCGGUGGACCUGAACGUUAAAAUCUUGGAUCUGAGCAGCGCGUUUCUCAUGGGAACCCACCUUCCCAGCAGGAUUGAGAAGCAUCUCCUGCCGGAACACAUUCGGCAUCACUUCGAGCUGGCCGGGGACCACGUGCUGGUGGAUGGUCUGCGUGCAGAAGUGCCGGAUGACUUGGUGCGAGAAGCCGCUUAUAAAAUUUUUCUUUAUCCCAAUGCUGGUCAAUUGAAAUGUUUAGAAGAAUUGCUCAGCAACAGAGAUCUUCUGGCAAAGUUAGUGGGGUAUUCUACAUAUUCCCACAGAGCUCUCCAAGGAACAAUGGCUAAAAAUCCAGAGACUGUCAUGCAGUUCCUUGAGAAGCUAUCUGACAAACUCUCUGAAAGAACUAUAAAAGAUUUUGAGAUGAUACGAGGGAUGAAAAUGAAACUAAAUCCUCAAAAUUCUGAAUUAAUGCCUUGGGAUCCCCCCUACUACAGUGGUGUGCUUCGUGCAGAGAGGUACAACAGCGAGCCCAGUUUAUACUGCCCGUUUUUCUCCCUGGGAGCGUGCAUGGAAGGCCUGAAUAUCUUGUUUAACAGGCUGUUUGGGAUUUCGCUGUAUGUGGAACAGCCUGCAAAGGGAGAGGUGUGGUGUGAAGAUGUUCGGAAACUGGCCGUGGUUCAUGAAUCUGAAGGACUCUUGGGGUACAUUUACUGUGAUUUUUUUCAGCGAGCAGACAAACCUCACCAGGACUGCCAUUUUACCAUCCGUGGAGGCCGAUUAAAGGAAGACGGCGACUAUCAGCUCCCCAUUGUCGUUCUUAUGCUGAAUCUUCCCCAUCCCUCAAAGAACUUGCCGACAUUAUUAACUCCUGGGAUGAUGGAAAAUCUUUUCCAUGAAAUGGGACACGCCAUGCAUUCCAUGCUGGGACGGACUCGUUAUCAGCAUGUCACUGGGACCAGGUGCCCCACUGACUUUGCCGAGGUCCCUUCUAUUCUGAUGGAGUACUUUGCAAAUGAUUACCGAGUGGUUCACCAGUUUGCCCGACAUUAUCAGACGGGGCAGUCACUGCCCAGAAAUAUGGUGUCUCGCCUUUGCGAAUCUAAAAAGGUUUGUGCAGCAGCGGACGUGCAGCUUCAGGUCUUUUAUGCUGCUCUGGAUCAGAUCUACCACGGGAAGCAUCCCCUGAGGAGCUCGACCACAGACAUCCUCAGGGACACCCAGGAGAAGUUCUAUGGCUUACCGUACGUCCCAAACACUGCCUGGCAGCUGCGCUUCAGCCACCUGGUGGGCUACGGUGCCAAAUACUACUCCUACCUGGUGUCCCGGGCAGUGGCGUCCAUGGUCUGGAGGGAGUGCUUUCUCCGGGAUCCGUUUAACAGGGCGGCGGGGGAGCGCUACCGCCGGGAGAUGCUGGCGCACGGCGGGGGCAAGGAGCCCCUGCUCAUGGUGCAAGGUGUGCUUCAGAAGUGUCCUUCUAUCGAUGACUUCGUAAAUGCCCUUGUUUCUGACUUGGAUAUGGACUUGGAAACUUUCCUCACGGAUUCUAAAUGAUGGGAACACCGUGAAUCCUUUAAAUCAGUCACGGAGGUAUCAGUUUUGUUGUAAGUGCUACAACUUUGAACGUUUGUUUCUGAUUUCAGCAUUCAGUUCUGUAAUAACUUAUGAAAAACCUUAAACCAGUGGAACUUGGAAUAAAUAAUUUUUUAAAAUUA
Molecule: messenger RNA, 2675 nt
Organism: Balaenoptera musculus (blue whale)
Lineage: Eukaryota; Metazoa; Chordata; Mammalia; Artiodactyla; Balaenopteridae
Gene: MIPEP
Product: mitochondrial intermediate peptidase
Exons: 19
Coding region: 424-2514 (696 amino acids)
Biological process (GO): peptide metabolic process
Cellular component (GO): mitochondrion
Molecular function (GO): metalloendopeptidase activity
Source: RefSeq, a predicted model, not a curated record